This is a messenger RNA of Ostertagia ostertagi, 606 nucleotides long. The record is from the annotation of a GenBank genome assembly. NCBI's taxonomy places the organism in Eukaryota, Metazoa, Nematoda, Chromadorea, Rhabditida, Trichostrongylidae.
AAGGACAUACUGCGCUCGAAAAUCCAACGUGCUGGUGUUGACACUACUCCCGAAGAUCUUCAGGCGUGGAAGGAUGAAGUGGAAUUACUAGACAGAAAAAUUAAACAUGCACGUGAGGGACAGGUGGAUUCGGCGCAGGUCGACCUAGUGGACUAUUCAUGUGUGGAUUGGCUAAAAAUCUCAACGGUUGAGUUCAAAGGGACACGCUCCGCGGCCACGCUUCGUUAUAAGUGGUUAAAUGAACAGUGCCCCCGAUGGAACAGCGGUCCAUGGACAAAGGAGGAACUGGGAAAGCUAAAGGAGCUCAGAGAAGAUCCAUCAUUCACAUCAUGGGCUGUUGUUGCCAAGAAAUUACAAACACAGCGAUCUCCUUAUCAAUGUUUCGAAAGGUACAGAAGCGACAUGUAUCGAGCGGCAAAGGAUUGGACCAAGGAAGAAGAUGACCGUCUCAUUGCUUUGGUGAAAGUGAUGACCGUCAAUGGAGUAGUUCAGUGGGACAAAGUGACCUUUUAUAUGCCUGGACGCCACCGUCAGCAAGUUCGGACGAGAUAUCUGCGCACAUUGGAUGAGAAUGUCCGUCACGGACGUUGGACAGAUCACGAAGAU